Biomphalaria glabrata is the source of this 6312-nucleotide messenger RNA. Its product is annotated as acetylcholinesterase-like. Bases 358 to 2217 code for a protein of 619 amino acids. The record is from RefSeq and is a predicted model, not a curated record. Gene Ontology annotation, cellular component: plasma membrane. Gene Ontology annotation, molecular function: acetylcholinesterase activity. NCBI's taxonomy places the organism in Eukaryota, Metazoa, Mollusca, Gastropoda, Planorbidae. The transcript has 4 exons. Gene Ontology annotation, biological process: acetylcholine catabolic process; choline metabolic process.
AGAUUAGAACGUUGUUAAAAAGUGUUGAGGUCUUGGUUCGAAUCUUGUAGAGAAAGAGAAAGAACGAGACCGGAGUCAUUCUAAAAUACUUCUAGCAGCCAGAACGUGACUUUUUUUUUGUGGUUGUUUCUUUGCUUGAACACUUUUCCCUUCCAAACUUCUGUGCUGACGUCACACUCGGGAUGGCACGACCACAUUUCUAUAAAUAUGGCGCUAACCAACUUCUACGCAAGAACUUUUCCAAGUCUACCUAUUCCAACCUACACCAGAAAAGGACAUUUGAAGCAUUCAUUGUGGCCAAUAGCCCCUGACGACGACAGGUGAUUUGGAGUUCAAGGUCACGACCUUCAUGCCGCCAUGAUGGUGAAAGAGAACUACCUCCGAAGAUACUUUGCUUUAUUUCAGGUGGCGCUGCUGGUCUGGAGCAACAUCAUCCGCGUGCGAUGCAACGGACCAAUCAUCAACACGGACAAAGGUCAAGUUCAAGGUCUCACCAAAUAUCUCGACGGCAAGAAAUACGAUGUCUUCUUUGGAAUCCCCUACGCCAAGCCUCCCUUGGGCAGCCUACGCUACAGGCUACCCGUGCCGCCGGAUCGCUUCGAGGGCGUCCUAAACGCAACGACGCUACCAAAUUCUUGCAUUCAAGCUUUCGACAACUUCUUUCCGGGAUUCAUCGGAUCCAAUAUUUGGAAUACUAAUACUCCGAAAAGCGAAGAUUGCCUUUACUUGAACGUAUGGGUUCCAAGGACUAACCCCCCGUAUCACGACAAGGCUGUCAUUGUGUGGAUUUACGGCGGUAGCUUCAACAGCGGCACCUCAACGAUAGACAUCUACCAAGCCGACCGCCUGGCCGUGGAUCAAGACGUUAUUGUAGUCUCUAUCCAAUAUCGGAUUGGUUCCAUUGGAUUUUUGGCGCUGAACACCGUGGAGGCGCCAGGAAACGCGGGUCUCUACGACCAAAACAUGGCCGUGCAGUGGGUCACCAACAACAUACACAAUUUUGGUGGCAGCAACAGCAAAAUAACCCUCAUGGGGGAGAGCGCCGGGGCGGUCAGCAUCGGCCUACUUCUCCUGAGCCCUCUGACACGCGACAAGUUCCAGCGAGUCAUUCUUCAGAGCGGCAGCCCUCAGGCUAAGUGGGGCGCCUUGCCCAAGUCGGAUAUGGUCACCCGUUCACUGGCGCUUGCCGAAAUUGUCGGAUGCUACAAAGAAGAUGACCAUGACUAUGUGGUUGAGUGUUUUCGGAGUAAAAAUGCAUCGGAUUUUCCCGAAUUAGAUUUCCGGGUGACUCAGGGCAUUAUACAAUUCUCCUUUGUGCCCAUUAUUGACGGCGUCUUAAUCCCUCACGACCCACAACAGCUGUUGGAUUCUGGGACAUUUCCAAGAAUUCCUAUUUUAUUAGGCAGUAACGAAAACGAGGCUACAUAUUUUUUUUCCUACGAGCGUGCUGAGUUUUAUAUAGAUAACAAACUCGCCAUCAAUGUCGACAAGUACCGGACUAUAAUGCAGAGUUUUUUUUUUUUUUACCCUCGGCAUCCUCAUAGGUCCAAUCAAAUCGUCAAAGACGCCAUCUUGCACUAUUACCGGAACUGGCUCAAGCCGGAAGACGAGUGGGAGCUGCUUCGCUCCAUCGACAGGGCUGCCAGCGAUUACUAUUUUGUUUGCGCUGUCAACUACUUGGCGCGCUCUUACGCCCGCAACGACGCCCCAGUCUACUACUACUGGUUCAACCACCGCUGGUCGGCUAACCCUUGGCCCGCGUGGAUGGGUGUCCUCCAUGCCGAUGAGAUAUGGUUCGUCUUUGGGCACCCGUUCAACAGCUCCCUCAGUUUCACAGAGGAGGAGAGACAGCUGAGCAAAGACAUGAUGCGCUACUGGGGCAAUUUCGCCAAAACUGGGAAUCCAAACGAACCUGGAACAAUGCACUGGCCGCUGUUCAAGGAUGGGGAACAGGCCUAUUUAAACUUCACUAUUAGCUCGACCCCUGGCUCCUACUACUUGGGCCAUGCACCACGAGUGCAGCAAUGCGCAUUCUGGGAUUACUACCUGCCAACACUUCAAGCUCAAACAAGAAAUAUAACUGACGCCGAGACAGAGUGGAAGCUUCAGUUCAACGAGUGGAAGACCAAAUACAUUGUGGAUUGGAAAACUCAGUUUGAUAAUUUUUUGCAGAACUACCAGAGAAGAAUGGGCAGUUGUAGCGGCGGGAAGCCGUGAGAUGACGUCAUCACAUUGUGCGCACCAAUUUAUGCUGUUUCAGUUGGUUCUUUAUGUUGAGCUGAUUCAUUGACUCAUAUCCAGGCUUUGAUAAGACUAGGUUUUUGAGUUGUUUUUGAGUUUUUUUUUUUUUUUUUUUUUUUUUUUAAAGUUUAAAAUAAUUGCUUGUCAUGUUCAAUGUAUACAUAAACCUCAUUUGAAAUAAUAAAUAUAUGAAAUGUUAUUGUAUUCAUUUGUACACAUUUUGAUUUUUUUUUAUUUUCUCAUAUUUAUAUUCAUUUAUUAUCUUCCCAUUUUAAUUGACCGAGUGUGUGUGUGUGUGUUAUUCAGUGUGUGUGUGUGUGAGAGAGAAUUCUUCCGUGUGUGUGUACAAGUAUUCGCAAUAUAAAAAAAAACAAGAAAAAAAAACCCAACAUAUAAUGAUUUUCAAAAUCCUGAAACUUUGUGACUGCGUCUGUCCGUGUCUUCUGCUUUCUUCUUCUCUACACUAUAACACCACUGGAGGAUAUGGCACCAAUGCUGACUAUUUCAGAUUUGAAGCCAUCUUCAGGACUUGUCUGUUCCUCACAGUAAGUCAACAAAGGACAGAGCACUCUACUAUUUACCGACAUCCAUCCAGCUUCCGAGUUGUCUUCUUCCCUUUCUCCUAACUGUAUCUUGUCUCUGAUCACUUCUUAUAAACCACAGCAAUACACAGUGCAGACUAUUUCAUUACAUAGAGAAGCAACAACAUCCAAUGUUUCACAUUUAUAUAUUGUCUACCUGGAUAACAGUUGACGAAGUUUGCAAUGUUAGGUAAAAAGCAAAAAAUAGGCAAAUAGUGUAACCAAAAGGACAGAUGUUUGUACUACAAAAUAGAAAACACCAAACUGUGGGAGAUGAGUGGACAGAAAAAUAUAGAGGUGCAGAUGGAUUGGUCACACCCUUAGAAAAGAUACCAACAACAGAGCUAGACAGGCCUUAAGAGUGGAACCCCCAGGGAACAAAACGCAGAAAAAACAAAAAGAACAUGGCGACGCAGUAUACUAGAUGAAGCCGAGAGGAAAGGAAAGAGCUGGGAAGCCAUUAAAAGUCUAGCAAGAAACAGUGGAAAGUGGCGUGUCUUUACUGAGGCGCUAUGUUUCGAUAGUUCUGUAAAUUGAAAUAAUGAUGAUGAUGAUGAUAUACAAAAAAUUUAGUUUCUAUCUAAGUCAAUAAAAUAUGAUUAUUUUGACUCAGUGUAUACAGUUGCAGAAAAUUUCUGACAUUCACAAUCACAACAAAUUUCUGUAAGGAUCAAUAAAACAGUCUUAGUCUUAAUUAUCUUGUCCUUAGUACCAUUAACGUUAUUGCUAAUUCAUUAAUUAAAAUAUAUUAUUAAAAGAUGCUAACCAUUAACAGAAUAUAACAACUUUCGGCAGAGAGAGGGCAACAAUUAGAUAAGACUAAGACUAAGAUUGCUUUAUUGAUCCUUAUGCAAACAUUAGCUAAAGAAUGGCAACAACAGGCAUAAGAUUUAAACAUUAUGCAAAGGUUGUAAACAUUUGCAAAAGAUACAAACAUAAAGGAGAAGUAUCAAGCAUUAGGCAAAAGUAUUUUUAAAUCAACAGCGACAUAGAUAUAAUAUUUAGAUUGCCCUAAACUGUGUUAAUAUUAACAAGAAUCAGAUCAUUCAUCAUAAAGAAUUCAGUUCAUGACCAAUUUGAAGCAAGUAAGAAAAAAAUAAAGCUCCCAUUUCAGACUUUGCAAUCCCUAGAGCAUAUGAAGUACAAGGUCAUCUGUUUCUCUGUAGCCCACGGUUUAAUCAAAGUGAAAACUUUCAAGAUAUGGACCUGGUUUGGAUAUUCCUCAUUUCAUGUUAGGCUCGUUAGGUAGACUGACGCUUCGUUACACUUCAACCAAAAAGAUUGCAGGUAAACAGAAGAUACCUGGUGUCCACCAAAAAUAUGAUUCAUAAGACAGUUCUCCCAAAGAACAAGUGGGAUAUACCAUUGAGCAGAUUUGAGAAUUCGCAGAGUACACAGACACAGGAAACGUUUAGGUGCGAACUUUAAGCUCGUUAGAAUAAUUUAAAAAAAUUGUCCAAUCAAAUUGUUCGUUACUUUGUGCUAUGACCAAAAGGAAGACAUUUUUUUUUCGGAAUAAACUCGACAUUAAAACUAAAAGAAUACAAAGAAUAAAAUUGGCUUUUGAAAAUCAUAAAAAAAAAAACAUAAAAUGUCGAAGUCCUAAGAUUUAAAGAAAAUUAUUCGCUUCAGUGAGAAACAGAAGACGAUUCACGCCAAUUUGAGAUUUCUAACCAUCUAGUUAACUUUUGUUUACAUAUUCCAGUGUAUAAAGUCUCUGUAAAAGGUGUGUUUUGGUGUAUUUCAACCUAUUCUACCUUACCUGUCUAAAUCAUCGUUAUAGUUACACGUAACUUUUGAUCACGUAUUUUUGUUAUGGUUUAGAGCUAUUUUAAAUUUUCUUGUUGAAAUCAAAGGAAGAUUUAGUCUGCAAGGUAUAUAUGUUUGAUUAAGCCUGAAAUAAAUUCCGCAAAUGAAAAGUAGAGCUGAUAUUAAUUUUUUUAAAACAUAUAUUUUGUGCAUUUUUUCUUCAAAGAAACAACAUUGAAUGAAUAUGUCACUAGUUAUUGUACAGCAAUGAUACCGCCCUAUAAUUAUAUUUAUUUAGAAAUGUUUCCUUUUGCAACGCUUAUUCAAUUUUAAUCUUGAUUUUGAAAAUUUGCAUAUAAUCAACAUUAAAUUUUCUUUUUGCACUUUUUUUUAUCUACUUAUUUGAUUCUAAUAUAUGUUAAAAUUAAAACAUUUUAUUAUUUUAUCUUACGAUAUCAUUGUUAAUGUACUUAGCAAUAGUAAUGUAAUAAGUUCAGGCUUGAUAGUGGGUUUUGCACUGUGCUUAUUAAACAGUGAGACCAGAUAACACAGUAAUGUUCUCACUAAAACCAUAUAUUUUAUCGAAAUAACGAAUACAGUAAUCUUACCUUCAAGCGAAUCGAAUUAUGAAUGUAAAUCAUUGGUGAAUAACGAAACGUUUAAACUGAACAUUACACGCAUCUUAAAUGAUUCACUGUUUUUUUUUUCGGUUUGCUUCGAAUGUUCAUAAGUAUUUACGGAAUUCAUUAUUCUUAAAUUUAGAACAUUUUGCUCCUUGACUACUAAAUGAAUUGUCUAACCUUAUAUUCAUCAAUAUUCAUGAUCUCUUAAUGUUCUCUAUUAAUCAGGAUCCUAAUGCCGUCAAUAAUUUGGUCAUUAAUGUAUCAUUCUGUAAUAUAAUAAAUAAUUGUUUCAUUUACUUGAUUUGAGAUAACACAAUUUUUACUUCUGCUCAUGGAGACUGUUGCACAAAUCACCCUAUCAUCCCCCACCCCUGGUAUUUGAACCAAUGUUUAUGAGAUGAUUUUGUAUGUGUUCUGAUACCAAAUGUAAUUAUAUUUAUUUUUGUUUAUCAGCAUUGAAAAAAACAAACAAAAACAUGCAGAAGGCAGCUUUUAUUUUUUAUUUUAAGUACAGGUUUUUAUUUUAAAUGUUUUAUUUCAAAUGUAUUUGUCUUGGGGAUAAAUAGCAAACAAACUUGGUCAACUUUAAUAUUGAGCUGAAAGAAGCCAAGUUUCAAACUGUAUUCGUUUCCAAUACUGCUUUAGUUCUGAAUUAUCUUUUUUUAGUGAUGAAAUUCGUUGAGAAGUUUAAGUCCUAUAUUAUUUUUCCCCUUGUAGAUUCUUUGUCAAUUUUUUUGACCUUCUUUUUUUUUUCAGAUUGUAUAAAUGUUUACUUCCAUUUCUUUUUCUUGUGUUUCAAAUGAUUUUUUAAAAAAAGAUGUUUUGUUUUGUUUGUUAUUCACACUUUUAUCUAGUCAUUAGCGAGACUGUGAUGAUAAAGAUGUGUGAUUAGCUGAUGACGUCAACUGUGCCUUUAAAAAAAAUAAACAAAAACAAACUGAGUUGAAUGGUAUCAGGGUAAUGAAGGACUAUAGAUUUUUUUUUAAAUUUCUUUUGUGUACAUUUAAAUAUAACGCCAUGAUUAGUCAGAUUUUUGUUUUGUAUAGUAAAGCCAGAAAAAAAUUGUGACUAUAGUAUUUGAAUUUAUGUUGUGCUUCAAUAAAGACGUAUAUUUUAUA